UCCCGCUCCAGGGAGAUUAGUUUUGCAGAGACUGGGUCUGCAGCGCUCCACCGAGGGCCGGCGACAGACGCCACAAAACAGCUGCAGGAACGGUGGCUUGCUCCAGGCACCCAGGGCCCGGGAAAGAGGCGCGGGUCGCACGCGCGGAUCACGCGGGCGAUGCGGGCGUGGGCCCCUGCACCCGCGGGAGGCGGUGGGGGAAAGGGGCGGGGCCGGCGCUUGACCUCCCGUGAAGCCUAGCGCGGGGAAGGACCGGAACUCUGGGCGGGCGGCUUGUUGAUAAUAUGGCGGCUGGAGCUGCCUGGGCAUCCCGAGGAGGCGGUGGGGCCCACUCCCAGAAGAAGGGUCCCUUUUCGCGCUAGUGCGGCGGCCCCUCUGGACCCGGAAGUCCGGGCCGGUUGCUGAAUGAGGGGAGCCGGGCCCUCCCCGCGCCAGUCCCCCCGCACCCUCCGCCCCGACCCGGGCCCCGCCAUGUCCUUCUUCCGGCGGAAAGUGAAAGGCAAAGAACAAGAGAAGACCUCAGAUGUCAAGUCCAUUAAAGCUUCAAUAUCCGUACAUUCCCCACAAAAAAGCACUAAAAAUCAUGCCUUGCUGGAGGCUGCAGGACCAAGUCAUGUUGCAAUCAAUGCCAUUUCUGCCAACAUGGACUCCUUUUCAAGUAGCAGGACAGCCACACUUAAGAAGCAGCCAAGCCACAUGGAGGCCGCUCAUUUUGGUGACCUGGGCAGAUCUUGUCUGGACUACCAGACUCAAGAGACCAAAUCAAGCCUUUCUAAGACCCUUGAACAAGUCUUGCACGACACUGUUGUCCUCCCUUACUUCAUUCAAUUCAUGGAACUUCGGCGAAUGGAGCAUUUGGUGAAAUUUUGGUUAGAAGCUGAAAGUUUUCACUCAACAACUUGGUCGCGAAUAAGAGCACACAGUCUAAACACAGUGAAGCAGAGCUCACUGGCUGAGCCUGUCUCUCCAUCUAAAAAGCACGAAACUACAGCAGCUUUUUUAACUGAUUCUCUUGACAAGAGAUUGGAGGAUUCCAGCUCAGCACAGUUGUUUAUGACUCAUUCAGAAGGAAUUGACCUGAAUAAUAGAACUAACAGCACUCAGAAUCACUUGCUGCUUUCCCAGGAAUAUGACAGUGCCCAUUCUCUCCAUCUUGAAAGGGCCAGAGCAGGAACUCAUCAAGUUUCCAUGGAAACCCAAGAAUCUUCCUCUACACUUACAGUAGCCAGUAGAAAUAGUCCUGCUUCUCCGCUAAAAGAAUUGUCAGGAAAACUAAUGAAAAGUAUAGAACAAGAUGCAGUGAAUACUUUUACCAAAUAUAUAUCUCCAGAUGCUGCUAAACCAAUACCAAUUACAGAAGCAAUGAGAAAUGACAUCAUAGCAAAGAUUUGUGGAGAAGAUGGACAGGUGGAUCCCAACUGUUUCAUUUUGGCACAGUCCGUAGUCUUUAGUGCAAUGGAGCAAGAGCACUUUAGUGAGUUUCUGCGAAGUCACCAUUUCUGUAAAUACCAGAUUGAAGUGCUGACCAGUGGAACUGUUUACCUGGCUGACAUUCUCUUCUGUGAGUCAGCCCUCUUUUAUUUCUCUGAGUACAUGGAAAAAGAGGAUGCAGUGAAUAUCUUACAAUUCUGGUUGGCAGCAGAUAACUUCCAGUCUCAGCUUGCUGCCAAAAAGGGCCAAUACGAUGGACAGGAGGCACAGAAUGAUGCCAUGAUUUUAUAUGACAAAUACUUCUCCCUCCAAGCCACACAUCCUCUUGGAUUUGAUGAUGUCGUACGAUUAGAAAUUGAAUCCAAUAUCUGCAGGGAAGGUGGGCCACUCCCCAACUGUUUCACAACUCCAUUACGUCAGGCCUGGACAACCAUGGAGAAGGUCUUUUUGCCUGGCUUUUUGUCCAGCAAUCUUUAUUAUAAAUAUUUGAAUGAUCUCAUCCAUUCGGUUCGAGGAGAUGAAUUUCUGGGCGGGAACAUUUCGAUAACUGCUCCUGGCUCUGUUGGCCCUCCUGAUGAGUCUCACCCAGGGAGUUCUGACAGCUCUGCGUCUCAGUCCAGUGUGAAAAAAGCCAGUAUUAAAAUACUGAAAAAUUUUGAUGAAGCGAUAAUUGUGGAUGCGGCAAGUCUGGAUCCGGAAUCUUUGUAUCAACGAACAUAUGCCGGGAAGAUGACAUUUGGAAGAGUCAGUGACUUGGGGCAAUUCAUCCGAGAAUCUGAGCCUGAACCUGAUGUAAAGAAAUCAAAAGGAUCCAUGUUCUCACAAGCUAUGAAGAAAUGGGUGCAAGGAAAUACUGAUGAGGCCCAGGAAGAGCUAGCUUGGAAGAUUGCUAAAAUGAUAGUCAGUGACGUUAUGCAGCAGGCACAGUAUGAUCAACCAUUAGAGAAAUCUACAAAGUUAUGACUCAAAACUUGAGAUAAAGGAAAUCUGCUUGUGAAAAAUAAGAGAACUUUUUUCCCUUGGUUGAAUUCUUCAACACAGCCAAUGAAAACAGCACUAUAUUUCUGAUCUGUCACUGUUGUUUCCAGGAGAGAAUGGGAGACAAUCCUAGACUUCCACCAUAAUGCAGUUACCUGUAGGCAUAAUUGAUGCACAUGACGUUCACACAGUGAGAGUCUUAAAGAUACAAAAUGGUAUUGUUUACAUUACUAGAAAAUGAUUAGUUUUCCAAUGGCAAUAACCCAUUUAUGAGAGUCUUUUAGCCUACUGGAAUAGACAGGGACCACAUCCUCUGGGAAGCAGAUAAGCAUAGAACCGAUACUUGAUGCACACUCGUAGCAGUAACUCAUCCCUAACAGCAUCAUAAAGCAGGUGCCAGAGGUGCUUUGCUUUGUCCUUCCAAAGCAGGUGAGUCAGCCCCACCGAGAGCCAGGCAGCUCUGAGUGGCAGCGUGGUGCUAGCAGCUUCAGUGGAACAGGGUGAGAGUAAAUUAGCAGUCUUCCUUGACAGCAGCAUUAAUUUAGAAGGAAGCUGACAAGUCAUGGGUCAAGUUUCAGUGACUUCUUCCUUCCUUUGAUGGCAGUAUACAGUUUUCACAUUUUAAUUCCUCCUCCUGAGAUGCAGUAUACUUAAAACCGUUCUCUCCCCUGCUAACAGAAGGGUGUGAAUCUGGUUUACUUUGAGCAUUAGGAUUUGCCCCUUUGGAAUUCUGCACUCCAGUACUUAACUUUCCCUUCAGAAUAUGUGUGGAAAGAAAGAAAGCAUAGCGAUGACUCCAAUUUUGCCCCUGUGGCACCUUGAACAAAACAGUUAUUCCCAAAUUAUACUUUUUUUUUUUUUUUUUUUAAAUAAGGUGAGCAGGAUGAUUGGGGAGAGAAAAACAUUCGACUUUGUUUGACGGCCUCCCCCAUUCUUUGCUGUGAGCUGGGAAGUGUGCAGUUGGUGGUCUUUCUUCUCCUUUCUUUAGGACAGUAAGAGACUUACUCACUGCACUUCUGCUCAGUUGGCUUCUGCAUCGGGACCGCACAGCCAUCAGCAGGGCUGCCCAGUUGGUGAGCACACUCCAUUGACCACGUGGCGCCAGUGCUUCCUCAAUGCACAUGAUUGUUUGAGAAGAAAGAAAGUUCUCUUAGAUGUUACUGCUUUUGCUCAGACUUUGCAAAAAAAUAUAUAUAUAUGUAUAAAUAUAUAAUUAUUAAUCACUUUUGUCCUUGAGAAAGUCUUGAAUGAACAGAGAAUUUAUUCCAUUGCAAUAUUUGAUUGUAUAGAGGCACACUGUUUCAUCGACAGAAGAAGCAAAAAGGCUUUGUGUAAGUUUUUGGUACUAUGUACCACCUCUGUUAUUCUUUUAAAGCUGAAGUAUCCAUGUACUUAAACCAUAUUAUAUUUAAUUGUGUUUGAUUUUAAAAUAUAUAUAUGAGAAUUCUAUUUAAAAUUGUGUCAACUUUCUGCUUUCAGGGUAUUUAUGGCUCUUCUGUUGAAAUAUAUUGAUCUUUCCAAA
Messenger RNA from Piliocolobus tephrosceles (Ugandan red Colobus), 3931 nucleotides. It is a transcript of the gene AKAP10, whose product is annotated as A-kinase anchoring protein 10. Lineage: Eukaryota; Metazoa; Chordata; Mammalia; Primates; Cercopithecidae. The transcript is spliced from 15 exons. Gene Ontology annotation, cellular component: mitochondrion; plasma membrane. Bases 406 to 2394 code for a protein of 662 amino acids. Gene Ontology annotation, biological process: intracellular protein localization. Gene Ontology annotation, molecular function: protein kinase A binding. The record is from RefSeq and is a predicted model, not a curated record.